UUGGCCCUUGACCGUGUUGCGCUCGAAGGCGUCCUUAGCGCUCACCGACGAACUAGGGCUCUUCGCAGAACCAAAAACAUCCGCAUUUCAGCACCAUUAUAUGAUCGCUUUAAGAAUGCUUGCAGCGAUGCUGAAGAUGGGUUUAAUGACGAUGAACUUGACGUAUCUGAGCAGCAGGACAAGAAAACUUGGAUCGAAGGUGGUGAUAAAACGACUUCAUCGGAUGACUUUAGACGACUGAAGGACAGAGUAAUGUCGGUUCUGAUACGAUGCAAAGAGGGGCAAUUUGACAGCUUCACGUUGGUUAACCCUUCAUUCGAACCGAGUUCAAAAGCCUUACUAACGCCGAUUAAUUACAGGUGGCAUCUCGGGACCUGUGUCCCUGAAGAAAUCCUGGGCACCAAGGGAUACCUACCCCUGAAGCAGAAACAGUUGAAGUCUCUUUGCCUGGUGACCGAUGUGACGUGCAGACGGAAUGAAUAUGACUUAACGCCAUUCACAGGUCUCACAAGCCUGACAUGGCGUGGCUUGAGGCCCGAGAAAGAUUUUCAAUCUCUUCGAGAAUGCUUUAGGGUAACUUCUCACCAACUUAUCAGUCUCGACCUUGAUUUCUACUCUGAAACUGUUGACCCUUAUCGUAACUUCGACAUCUCGGACGAUAAUGGAAAAACAUUGGAGAAUCUUUUGACUCCAUUGCUUGGAAGAGACAAAUUAUGCUUCGCAGAGCUCCGUGAUCUUUCGUUGUGUUCUAUCCCUUUAUUAUUCGAACCGAGCCAUAUGGUUCGUACAUUUGGAUUCAAAUCUCUUCGAUCUCUGAAGCUUCGAUUUUGCCCUGGCUGGUUAGAUCUUGUUAAUCAUAUUGGAUCUCUGGAGCAGCCCUUAUACCUCGAAACACUAGAAAUAGACUGCGUCGAUUCGAUAUACGACGAGGUUCAGUUGAUAGUUUCUAGCUGCAUUGACAAUGUCAAAGGCCUAAAGGAGUUUUUUCUAUUUUCCAGGUCUGGUGAUAUGCUACCAAUUUGGCGUUCAAUACUAAAACAUCAUCUUAUGCUCAAGAAUUUUGUUCACCACGCACGAAGUAUGGGACACCGCAGAGCAGACCCUCACGACCUGCCCGCUAUUCAUUUCGAGGAUAUCAUGUGCUGGACGGAUGACCGUCGAGUCAACAGGUCCAGUGUGAAAUCUGCCCGUGACACAGAAGCCUUUAGAAUCUGGGAGUAUGACGACAGCCCGGAAUGGGAUAUCCUUGAUGAGGGUUUUUCUUCGGGAUCUAGCGACGAUGAUGCCACUCCAGCACCUGAUCAAGGCAAUGGUACUGAGUCUAGGCUUACCGAUACUGAGAAUCAAGCCGGCUCUACUCUAGCCAGAGAGAAAAGUGCUGCGAAACCAAUCCGUCCAGCCACUAACGGGGUAUAUAACGCUCUCUAUCCAGGCGAAGUUUCCGACGAGCUUGGUCAAUUCGCAGAAUGGGUUUUGUGUUAUUUAAAUCGCUUCAGCUGA
Molecule: messenger RNA, 1500 nt
Organism: Nannizzia gypsea CBS 118893
Lineage: Eukaryota; Fungi; Ascomycota; Eurotiomycetes; Onygenales; Arthrodermataceae
Exons: 2
Source: RefSeq, a predicted model, not a curated record